This is a messenger RNA of Fraxinus pennsylvanica, 1893 nucleotides long. NCBI's taxonomy places the organism in Eukaryota, Viridiplantae, Streptophyta, Magnoliopsida, Lamiales, Oleaceae. The record is from the annotation of a GenBank genome assembly.
AUGUCCUCACCUCAAGAAUCUCCAACUUCGUCACCACCGCCACCAUCAUCAACUCCACCACCAUCAUCUUCAUCACCACCACCUCCAUCUUCAUCUCCGCCACCUCCAUCAAAAGACAGUUCACCGCCUCCACCCCCUGACAAUAGUUCUCCGGCUCCUUCUAACAAUGACGACAACAAUAAUAAUAACAAAAAAUCUCCACCCCCACCAAAAUCUAGCUCGUCAGAUGACCACGAUGGAGAUUCAUCAUCUUCCCCUCCUCCUCCACCACCGCCUCCACCACCUCCUCCACCACCACCGGGCACUCCAGGACUUCCUUCUUCAAGACAUAAGUCAUCACAUUCAUCAAAAUCACCAUCAAAUGAUAACUCGUCCAUUAAUGAGAAAGCCAUCAUAGGUGGAGUAGUUGGAGGAGCGGCAUUAUUGCUGUUCGUUAUGAUUGUCUUCUUGGUGUCUUGUUGUAGAGGGAAGAAACGAAAGCCCCAUAAUCACAUGCACUACUAUAGAGAUGAAUCUCAUGGAAAUAGAAGUAGUGACUACUAUAAUAGCGGACCUGGACAAAAUUGGCACAACAAUGGUCAAUCAACAGAUCAUGUGGUGAAAAUGCCUCCUCCUCCUCCCGGUAGUGCAGGAGUGAGUUCAGAAAUGGGCUGGCCGGUGGCGCCACCACCUCCACCACCAAUGAUGAGCAGUAGCGAGUUGAGCUCGGCCGGUUUCUCAGGUCCACACCAUGCUGCCUUGCCGCCGCCUCACCCUUCUGUUGCCCUCGGCUUCAACCAAAGCAGCUUCACUUACAAUGACUUAGCAGCGGCGACAGGCAAUUUUGCGCAAUCUAAUUUGUUGGGACAAGGUGGGUUCGGUUACGUGCAUAAAGGGGUGUUGCCAAAUGGGAAAGAAGUUGCGGUAAAGAGCUUGAAAGCUAACAGCGGGCAAGGAGAAAGGGAGUUUCAAGCGGAGGUCGACAUUAUUAGUCGUGUCCAUCAUAGGCACCUUGUGUCUCUUGUUGGUUAUUGCAUUGCGGGAUCUCAAAGAAUGUUGGUUUAUGAAUUUGUUGACAGUGGUACUCUUGAAUUUCACCUACAUGGAGCUAAUCGCCCAGUUAUGGACUGGCCUACUAGGCUUAAAAUUGCAUUGGGAUCGGCCAAAGGAUUUGCUUACCUUCAUGAAGAUUGUCAUCCUCGCAUUAUCCACAGAGACAUCAAAGCUGCAAACAUUUUGCUCGAUAGUAAUGGUGAAGCAAAGGUGGCUGAUUUUGGAUUGGCUAAACUUUCUAAUGACAACUACACUCACGUUUCAACUCGCAUCAUGGGAACUUUUGGGUACUUGGCGCCUGAAUAUGCCUCAAGUGGGAAACUCACUGAAAAAUCUGAUGUGUACUCGUACGGAAUUAUGUUAUUAGAGCUCAUAACUGGACGCCGUCCAGUUGAUAUUCAUAGAGAUGAUGAUGACAGCUUAGUCGAUUGGGCGAGGCCUAUUCUAUUGCAAGUAACGGAGGGAGAAGGUUACGAAGAGUUGGUGGAUCCACGCUUGGAGAACAAUUACGAUCCUCAGGAGAUGUUGCGAAUGGUGCAUUGUGCAGGUGCUUGUAUCAGGCAUUCUGCAAGGAGACGCCCCAAAAUGAGUCAGAUUGUGCGUGCUUUGGAAGGUGAUGUCUCUCUUGAAGACCUAAAUGAAGGGGUAAAGGCAGGAAGUAGAGGACUGUAUGGCUCGAGUGGCAGUUCUGGCUACGAAAGUGGCUCAUAUUCAGAUUUGAAAAAAAUUGGAAAGACGGGUUUGUCUAGUCAGGAGUUCAAUAGCAGUGAGCACGGGUUGACUGGUGAGUAUGUCCGUUCCAGUGCAGGAAAUUCACGAGAAUUUCAAUCAAAGGGAGGCAGCCACAUCCACGGCCCUUAA